GCACACACAUGCUGGCGACUGAGGGUGAGCGAAGAUGUUCAAAGCUAUGCAACUGUCUGGAGAACAUUUAAGGACAUAAUACACGAGGAUGAUUCUUCCGACAAAAAAAAAAACAGCCCGGAUUUGACAUCUGAAUAAGCAGAUCUGAACUGAGGAGCAUCGCAUUUUGAUCAAGAGUUUUCCAGACACGUGUUGGAGUGGAAGGUUUGGAUGGUUAUUUAAACACAAGUGAUUUUCGGAUGGUGUUUACAAAAGAAGAAUUAAGCUAAUGUUGUUAUACUUUGAUGGAAGAUGUCUUAAGAUGAAUUCAUUCCAAAUGUAAGGCAUAGCAUGAGGCAUAGUUAAAAGAAAACAUUUAAAAACUUCAAACUAUGAAUGCUGAGAACAGGAAUGUUUGCACGUCUAAAUUAAUCUAAAAAUAGGCUGAAAGCAACUCUGUCUUCAACUGAAUACAGAGGACUUUGUCGUUUAUAAUAACUUUGGCAGAACGCACCAAUGAAACAGUUUGAAUACUCUGAGCAGAAUAGUUCUGAGCAGUCCUGGCCUUCUUUUGUCAAUCACAACCCUCGGCUACAGCUCAACACUUUGGAUUUUUCUGACUUAUGGGAUGAAGAAGAUCUCGACCUGGAUGUCACUGAUGACGAUCUUUUCCAAAGGAAGAUACCAUCCAAGCAACACCUAGGACACCCUUUAAAUCCUCCAUCACCUCCACCAGCACCGCCAUUGGCUUCCCCUCCUCCUCCUCCUCCUCCACCUCCUCCUUCACCUUCUCUUCACGUUAAUCCCGCAACGUUGGGAUCGGCCCGUCGAACUCUGAGGCUUCACUGGAAGGAGUUGUUGAGUUUGCAGCCCCUGCCGAGAGUCAGCCGUUUUGGGUCACAGUCCAUUUGGGCUGCUUUGGAACCGGUACAUCUGGACACCAACAGACUAGAAUAUUUGUUUGAAAGCAAGAACAGCAGUAAUAAGACUCUUUCUGCUCUGCAGGGCGGAACACGGAAUCAGAUGUGUGUGUCUGUAUUGAGUGUGAAGCGGAGUAACAUCAUAACUAUAGCCCUGAGCAGCCUGCCUCCUCCCCACUUGCUCCCUCCGGCUAUCCACAGCAUGGACUCCAGUGUUUUGGACAGGGAGGAUGUACAGAGGCUUCAGUCUUUGGUCCCUUCUGAGGAAGAGCUGAAGUUGAUUAAGGAGGCAAAAGCUCAUGCACCGUGUUGUACUCUGGCAAGUGCAGAGCAGUGUCUCCUCACCUUGGGUGGCGUCACACACCUGAGCUCCAGGCUUCAACUCUGGGCUUUUGCACUAGAUUAUGAUACGCUGGAAAAGGAAAUUGCAGAGCCCCUCUUUCAUCUCAAGCUGGCAAUGGAGCAGCUGGCAGCCAAUCGGACAUUUCACUGUAUACUUGCGACCGUACUCGCCAUUGGUAACUUUCUUAAUGGUUGUAAGGCUCGAGGGUUUGAAUUGAGUUACCUGGGGAAACUGUCGCAGGUUAGGGACACACAUAGCCGGCAGCCUCUGCUGCACCACGUGUGUGCCUUACUCCUCCAGCUUUACCCACAGUCCUCGGACCUGUACUCUGACAUCACUGCUGUCACCCGGGCCAGUAAGUAUGAUUACUCGCAAGUUCAGUCCAGUUUCUCUGCACUGGAGUCUCUUUGCAAAGCAUCAUGGGAGCAGCUGCAUCUGCUGAAUAAAGAAGACACGAAGAAGGGAGCAAGACGAGGUGAAGGGGACGAGCAGAGAGGAAUAAGUGAGGCAUGCCUCUACCUGAGAUUGCCCAAAUUUCUGAAAGAGUGCAACGAAAGGCUGAAGGUGCUUCGUGCUGUCCAUCGGCGAGUAAUCAACAGAUUUCACUCAUUCCUCUUGUACCUGGGCUACUCACGCGCCAUGGUGAGGGAGACUAGCCCAGAUGCAUUCUGCAAAACCAUUAGCGACUUUGCUUUGGAGUACAGAGCUACUCAUCAUGCCAUUCUUCAGCAGAGAGAGAGGGAACGAGAACGGGAGGAAAAAGAGGAGGAAAGGAUACGAAAAACUUCCUCUCCUGCACCAAAAACAAAGGCUAUAGAAAGCCCAGCUCCAGAUUGCAUGGAGCAGUCAAUGCUAGAAAAGGUGCUAAAUACACCUACAUCACCCUCUUGCUUUGACCUCAGUCUCCCACGUCAGCGCAGCAGGACACCAAGCACCAAAGGUUGCUUUCCACGAAGACUAAAAUGGUAACAGAAACUGUUCUACCUGCUUCUGAUAACUAUUAAAAUAUAGAAUGGUUAAAGUACCAGUUGAUAA
Messenger RNA from Clarias gariepinus (North African catfish), 2277 nucleotides. RefSeq names its product FH1/FH2 domain-containing protein 1. Gene Ontology annotation, cellular component: cytoplasm; cytoskeleton. The record is from RefSeq and is a predicted model, not a curated record. Lineage: Eukaryota; Metazoa; Chordata; Actinopteri; Siluriformes; Clariidae. Gene Ontology annotation, biological process: actin filament network formation; cortical actin cytoskeleton organization. Bases 496 to 2211 code for a protein of 571 amino acids. The transcript is spliced from 9 exons. Gene Ontology annotation, molecular function: actin filament binding.